Messenger RNA from Cryptococcus wingfieldii CBS 7118, 4488 nucleotides. Its product is annotated as suppressor protein SPT23. NCBI's taxonomy places the organism in Eukaryota, Fungi, Basidiomycota, Tremellomycetes, Tremellales, Cryptococcaceae. The transcript has 7 exons. Bases 1 to 4488 code for a protein of 1495 amino acids. Gene Ontology annotation, molecular function: protein binding; double-stranded DNA binding; transcription coregulator activity. Gene Ontology annotation, biological process: regulation of transcription by RNA polymerase II. The record is from RefSeq and is a predicted model, not a curated record. Gene Ontology annotation, cellular component: nucleus.
AUGGACUCUUCAUCGGCUUCGUCGCCCUUCUCCACCAGGUCGACGUUAGAAUCCAGCCCGGAAGCCCAGGGUGCCAACGGGGGCCACGGGGGAAAGGCCUCAGGGAACGGGCUGGUGAGCAUGAUCAUGGGAGGCAUCAAUGGCUCAAUCCCUCAGCAUGCCCAGCAGCAGCAAUCGCCAUACAAUUACCAGCAAGAUAUCAAACCCUUUCAACAGCAAUACCAGAAUCACCAACAGCACCAGUCUUUUCCAGCCCAACAAGACGUGAAACCUUUUGCUCAGAACCCACCCAUCCAGGGGCAGGGGCAGAUCCCAGCUCCCAUGUCCUCUUCCCGCCUCUCAGAGCGUAUCAACGCGAUCAAGUCGCCCGCAGAGAGCACUAGUGGCAUGUCACAGAAUGCACCCACCCCCGCUGGGUCGUCGAAUCACGGUGGCUCACGAGCAGAGGCGCCAAAGAGAAAGCACGAGCUGGAGGGGACGAAUGUGGUGGCGCCUUCGCUAGAUGAAGUCUCUCAGGGAAGCAAUGGACUUAAUCAAAUACUUCUCCAAGGCGACCCACAAACCGCAGACAAGUCUCGAGUGGAGACUGCUAUCCGAAUCAUCAUCGAUCUCCUCCGUUUCGCCCCUCUCCACACUUCGCCCCCUCCGCCCAUCUCCCUCCAUCCAGUACUACCCCUGGGACCCAAUGGCGAGCCGCUGUACGCGUUUGAGCGGAUCGCAACGUUCCAUGGGUUGAGGCUGCAAGCGGGCACCACCACCAAAACCUCGUCCAAAAAGCAGCUCCAAGCGAUCGGGCACAUUCCGAAAGAAAAGCUCGCCUAUCUCGAGACGGCCGUCUACAUGAGUGGAGAAGGGGACGGGCAUGGAAAGCGGAUCUACGUCUGCAAGAGAUGUCGGAAUCGUGAAGCUAGACGGCGCGAGGCAAAAGAUCGAAAUCGCAAACGCGCCCAACCAGCUACCUCCGACUCGGACUCUUCCCCUCAUCCUCGGCUCCCUCGUCAAUCACUCGUUCCACCUUCGAUCGACUUUGUGACGUCGGAGAACCCCGAUGAUUACGAUCCGAAACGUGCAGGUCAGGUUGUGGAAGAGCCCUCAUGGGAUCCCGAUGUUCCUGAUUGGAGACAUGAUAUCGUCCUGUUCAACACACCGUCGGAGGUCAAGAUGGAGGAUGGGAGCUGCAAUUGGCUGCCGUUCAGGGUCGUCUGCUAUGGAAAGUGCCACGGGGAAAAAGUUGGGUUCAAGAUCAAAUUCACGAUGCGAACGCAUGAUGGAAGGAUUAUCGCGAGCGCGUUGACGAAACCCAUCCGCAUCACAGACGAUCACAAAACCGAUACCUCCAAACCGAAAGCGACCAAGCCACUGACGAACGCUGUCGAUGGGCCUGCCCAGGCCCCUGUCCCGCGGCGAAAGGCCCGACCUAGUGUUGCUGGCAGUACUGCCAGCGUGUCGGCGUCUGUCGCCAGGCAGCAGAGCCCCACGCCGAGUGAGAGCGAGAGUGUGCAAAGUUUCCAGAGUUUGAGCGAGGCGGGCGCAGUGAUGCAGAAACAGACGCCGAGCGCCAGGACGAAACCCUACGAAAGACCGCAGCCCCAGGUUCAAGCCCAGGGCCCGCAACAAGCACCCUCGCCGGUGAGCUAUAUCAACAACCAAAUGGCGGGCUUGCCCUCUGCCAACUUCCACACCACCCUGGGGCAGCUGACGCCUGGCAACCCUGAGGGUAUUCAGCACACCCAUCAGAUGCGUUCGUCGACCUCGCCUCAGCAGGCGUUGCCUACCGAUCUGGAUAUGUCGCAGUUCAUCAAUACCGUGUCACCGCAUCAGCUCCGAGGGCCUCAAUUCACUCAGCAGAUGCCAGGGAACAACUUUAAUGUCCAUCGGUCGAGUGCGUCAAGUGUGGCGAGCUCGACUGGGGCAAGUCCAAGGACCAACUUCCAGGGCUUGGGCGAAGACAUGUUGAGCAACAACAACAUGUUCAACCACAAUCUCUUUGACUCUAUGCGAAUGGGAGGCAACCAACAGCCAAACGGUGUGCCGGGGCAAGACGUGAACGGCCCCAUGCUCUACCCUGGUCACGAAACAGACCUCGCCAACCUCAUGUCUUCCAACUUUUCCCACCUCCUCUCCAGCACUGCCGUCGACUCUUCUCGCAAUUCUUCGAUAGCGGGCAGUAUCGACAAUGAUGGCGCGUCGUCUUCGGCGGCGUCUGCUUGGUCGGGCUGGGACGAUCGGUCGUCGGUGUUUAGUCAGUCUGGGCUGCCGCCUGGGUCGACGGUGGUUGACGACUUUGAAGGGCUGGGCGAUAUGGAAAAGUAUCUCGAUUACCCGACGGAGCAGCAAGGGAUGGGACAGAGUGGUGGGCUCGGAAGCCCGGCGCGAGGUGUCAACUUCCCUGGCUUGCCGUUCGACAACCUCCAAAGCCAAUAUCAGCACCAGCCCAGCCUCUUCCCGUCUCCUGCCGUUCAACCUCAGGCGCCGACACCCCCACAGCCUACCAUCACCGAUGUCAUUCCCGAGCAGGGCCCCAUGGCGGGCGGUCCGAUGAUUGCUGUCGGAGGCACAGAUUUCCAGCCGGGGAUGGUUGUCCUCUUUGGUCAGCGAGCUGCUGUGACAGUGUUCCAGAGCUCGGGGUUCAUGAAGUGCAAGCUUCCGCCGAGUCCGUAUGCCGAGGUUGUGGAUGUGACGAUACAGGGUGUUGGAUCGGGAACUGGAGCUCAGGAUCGAAAGACAAAGUUUGCCUACCAAGACAUGGAGAAGGACGCGAUGAAGCUUGUCCUUGCUAUUCAGAGCCAGUAUCAGGGUUCUUCUGCCAACACUACCCAACGUCUUCAUCAACUUCCAGGUCAGAACAAUGGCCAUUGGUCCUCCAACAGUGGUCCCUCCUCCUCGGCUUCGGCCCAGGGCCCGUCGCCUGGUGGCAACACCAUGAAUGAGGCUACCAAUGUCACCGCCGCCUUCUCUCCAGAUGCCGAAGAAGAAGACGAAAACACAGACUCGCAGACUUCUUCAAUGGACUCCAAGUCUACUGAUAGCAUGUCUUCGGAUUUGCAGUCGACACUCAUCACCUUCCUUGCGUCCAUCGACUCUCAUGCGCCUGGAUCUCUGCGAGCAAGCGGAGCUAUCAACUGCAGAAACGAAUACGAUCAGACCUUGCUCCACAUCGCUGUCGUUCUCGGAUUCUCCCGUCUCGUUCGACGCCUCAUCCUUGGCGGUGCCGAGAUCGACUCGCAGGAUGAUAACGGAUAUACGCCUCUGGCGUUUGCUGCUCUGUGUGGCAAGUGUACGUGUGCGAGGGUGUUGAUUGAGGCCGGUGCUUGUUACGAUCGAGCGACAAACUAUGGAGAGAUGCCGCUUGACUUGGCCAAGGUGGGAGAGCAUGGGAAGGUGGAGAGGCUUUUGCUUUCGGCUGUUUGGUCGACGGUGACAGACCCUGCCGUCCCUACUCCCGCUGCUGCCCCCCCGGUGAUGACGGGCAAGAAGCAGGCAAAGCAAGGAGAGUCGCCAAAAUCUGUGGCCACCAGCUUGGCAAGCUCUAUCGACGACGACAACCCUUCUUCAGGCUCAGAAGCAGAGGUCGAUCUCGCCGAGAUCACGCUUUCUGUGCCCAGCACUCGUCGAAAGUCCAAGUCUCGCAAGUCCACAUCCGACGGCAAGGGUAUAAAGAGUACCAAGAAGACGACAGCUGCCAAGCGCGGGGAUUCCAUGUCUGCGAUUGGUACUGACGGUGUGGAGGCGGAUCAGCCUCCUCCUUACGCGCCUCCCACCGACCAUUCCCGUGUCCAGCCUCCUGCUGAUGAUGAUCACCCAAGCGGAUGGAUCAAGACCCUCUCCAACCUCCCUCACCUCCCUCAUCUUCCUCAUAUCAACCAGAUUCCCAACGGUGUAUGGGAACACUUGCCUUCGCGUCCUUCAUUCUUGGGCUUUGACAAGACGCCUGCCGAGUCUUCUGAGAGCCAGAACGGGGGCUGGAUUGUUUUCCCUGCUCCUUCUUGGGACACCAUUCAGCGCAUGGCCAGUCCUGAUGAGGUCAAGCUCUUUACCCAAGCCAUGGCUGCCGCCGCUCUCAAUGCUGUAGUGCAGACUGGCGUUGCUACCCCGCCUUCAAAGAGCUCUCGCCGACGUGACGUGCAAAAGACUUUGUCUCCCCUUGGGCUGGACAGUGAUGGUGUGGAUGGCCAGGUGAAGCGUGGAAGUGGGAACGAAGACGGGGAGCCCUUGAAGAGCAGUAGUAGGGGCAGGAGAAGAAGGUAUUCGAAUGGAGCUUCGGGGAGUGGGACAGGCAGUGGUGGAACCAAGAUCGCAACAAGGAAGUCUGAGAAAAAGGAGAACGUGGUUAUCCAAGUCAAGAGCGAUCGAAUGCUCUACUUGUUCUGGCUUCCUAUCCUUUUGUUUGUCGGCUUCUGGCUCCUCGUCUCCGCCUUGCCUAUCGCCACCGGGUUCGGGCUCAUCUACGCUAGGAAGAUUACUCGGGCGAUCAAGCAGAGGAUGUGA